AUGGGCUCCAAGUACCCACCGUCUCUCCGGGUCUGCCUGCCCUGGUGGGCCUUAGCGCUGGAGGCAGCUUUCAUUCUCGUCUUCUUUUUUUACACCUCCUAUGACACGUCCUCGAAGAAUCAGAAGACACUCAUGGAGACCUAUCGAGGCUUCCAGGACGUCACCGUCAUGGCGGCCCUUGGCAUGAGCUUCCUGGCCUCAUCUUUGCGGAGAUACAGCUGGAGCGGUGUGGCCUUCAGCCUCUUCCUGCUGGUGCUCGGGGUGCAGUGGGCACUUCUGGUGGAUGGCUUCCUGGAAAACGUCUCCACUGGGAAGGUGGUCAUCACACUCCUCAGAGCCCAGCUGGCCACCAUGAGCGCCGUGUCGGUGCUGAUCUCGCUGGGAGCCAUCCUGGGGAAGGCUAAUUUGUUGCAGCUGUUGGUGAUGGUGCCGCUGGAGGUGACAGCCUUCAGCACCAUGAGGAUGGUCAACAGGCGCUUCCUCAAUAUAGAUGAUCACUCAAACAUGAUGCACAUCUACGUGUUUUCGGCCUAUUUCGGGCUGACUGUGGCCUAUUGCCUCUCAAGGGGCCUGCCCAGUGGAAUUCAGGAGAAAGAUCGGACGGCAACAAGCCCCAGUUUGUUUGCCAUGCUGGGCACCCUCUUCUUGUGGACAUUCUGGCCAAGUUUCAACUGUGCUCUGCUGAAUGAUCCAAAUGAAAGGAAGAAUGCCGUAUUCAACACCUACUACGCCCUGGCGGUCAGCACGGUGACAGCCACCUCAGUGUCUGCCUGGGCUCACCCCCAAGGGAAGAUCAACAUGACUCAUAUCCACAAUGCGGUGCUGGCAGGAGGCGUGGCAGUGGGUGCCUCGUGUCACCUGAUCUCUUCUCCCUGGCUCGCUAUGGUGCUGGGCUUUGUGGCUGGGCUCAUCUCCAGCGCGGGAGCAGAGUGCCUGCCGGUGUGUUUUAACCAAGUGCUGGGGGUUCAUGAUACCUGUGGUGUGUACUACACAUUCAGCUUGCCGGGUCUGCUUGGAGGAAUCACCUAUAUUGUGUUAUUGACGCUUCAGAUCAGCUGGACCAAGAAUUCCAUGACUGGCUACCAGGUGCUGUAUUCUGAGGCACUCAGGAUGGCCGUGGCGUCUAAUGCCUUGUGUCUGGUGUUUAGCCUGGUGUCCGGUUUCCUGACAGUUUCCUCAUUUGGCUGUUGGAUUUUAAGCAAAAGCAUCCAAGAAAAACAAGGCCUAUUUGAAAACAAGACAACUUCCUUUCACCAUUGCUCACCUUUGUAUUCAACUAACACUUACUACAGCAAAGCCUCCUUAUGUGCAAUGAAACAAUGCUAGAGAUAGAUUUGAUAUUAAAAAAUAGAGGACUAAAAACUUGUUUAAGAGGGAAUUCAAUAAUAGUUUUCAAUAAAUGUUUGCUUUCAUUAAAGGUGAUGGUAUCACUAUUUUCUUGGUUGCAGAGACAAAGUUUUGGUUCAAUUUUGUUGACAAUUCUUAGCUUCUUUCUAAUGCUUAAUAAAAUAUGCUACCCAGUUAACUCUUGUUUACAUGAACGGAUCAUAUAACACAAAAUAGGACAAUGAAGAACUCACUUAUAUUUAGUCCUUGCAGACAUAAUGCUUUUAUUCCAGCAGUUUUACAAGAUAGUUAGUGUUCCCUGCGCAUAUUCUGAGUCGUACUGCGGGGAAAGAGGCUGUAGUCAGUUGUGGGGUAGGGGUUGCACUGCCACAGGGUUAAAAAACUAGUUCUGGGACCUUAAGGA
Messenger RNA from Microcebus murinus (gray mouse lemur), 1750 nucleotides. RefSeq names its product RH-like protein. Gene Ontology annotation, biological process: ammonium homeostasis; ammonium transmembrane transport. Gene Ontology annotation, molecular function: ammonium channel activity. The record is from RefSeq and is a predicted model, not a curated record. NCBI's taxonomy places the organism in Eukaryota, Metazoa, Chordata, Mammalia, Primates, Cheirogaleidae. Gene Ontology annotation, cellular component: plasma membrane.